UCUAACCUUUAUUUUAGCCUUUAUUUUUAUUCAUACAGCUGGGCUCAUCGUGUUCGCUCGUCUAAGGAGAUAUGGGGCUUUUAUUUUGGCAUGCCUGAGCGGAAGUCUGCAUCUUCCAUUAACCAGCUUGAAGUGACGCCUCGGCAGAAGGCUGCAGCGUCCGUUUUCAUUAUUUUUUUCAAUCCCUUUUCAUCUUUCUAGAGAAAAAAUGAGCGAAAGAGGCGAAGCUGCGGUUCUUCCUACGGACUGAAGACCAACCGGCCGGUUGUGGGUUGGAUUCCCGGAGCUGCCGCGGUGCCGCUGGGCUCCGCCAGGGCCGGACAGGGCGGGGUGAUGCUUCGGGUCCGGUAUAAAGGCGGUACGAAAAUGGGAACCAGACAAGACGAGGAGGCGGCCGACGACGCGGAGCUUUUAUCCCAAAGACAGGAAUGAGAAGUUCGGCGUGCCGGCUGGUUCGGGCGGCGGUGUAGCCGUCUGCAGAGGGCCCUGGCCGGGCCGACGCGUGUCUCUGCGGCGCCCCUCCGCCCUCUGGCCGCCACUGCGAUGAGGACGCUUUUUACUCUCUGUUUGCUCCUGAUCGGCGGACCGAACCGGACCUGGGCCACCGGGAACCUGACCGUGGACAGCAGCACCGACACCAGCCGGACGAACCACACCGGCUACAUCUCCAUCGGGGACGGAUCGGCGCAGGAAUUUGAGUUUCCGGAAAACACUGAAGGAGUGAUCGUGAUCUCCAGUCGGUACCGGGGCUCCAGCCGGAAGCAAACGGUGAGGGUUCGGUCUCUGGACCCGGAGGUCCUCUCCGUCCUGAAUGUGACGGCCGGCGGUCGGGAAGGACCGGCCGGAAGCUUCAUCAUCAGCAUCCGUUCUGGGUUCCCGGGCCGAGCGCCGCUGCAGAUCCAGCUGCUGGACCGGGACCGGGACUCGGUUCCGGUUCUGAUCGAGGAGAGGACGGACUACUUCAUCAGAGUGGAGCCCAGCGAGGCCGACGCGGCCACCCGGCUGCUGCAGUCCGGGGGCCUGUCCCACUUCACGGAGAACCCGGUGCUGUUCGCCUUGCUGCCCCUCAUCUUCGUCAACAAGUGUGCCUUCGGCUGCAAGGUGGAGGUGGAGGUGCUGCGGGCUCUCCUGCGCCGCCCGAUGGCGCUGCUGCUGGGGGUGCUGGCCCAGUUCCUGGUCAUGCCGCUGUACGCCUACUGCGUGUCCCGGUUGCUGUCGCUGCCCACGGCGCUGUCCCUCGGCCUGGUCAUCACCUGUUCCGCCCCGGGGGGCGGCGGCGGCUACCUUUACAGCCUGCUGCUGGGGGGCGACGUCACACUGGCAAUCUCCAUGACGCUGGUGUCCACGGUGGUGGCCACGGCGGCCAUGCCUCUGUCCUCGGCUCUGUACGGCAAGCUGUUGGGCGUCCACGCAGCCCUCCACGUCCCCUUCGUGAAGAUCUUGGGCACCCUCCUCUUCAUCGCCAUCCCCAUCUCCCUGGGCAUGCUGAUCAAGCUGCGGCUCCCGGCUCUCACCCGCGUCCUGCUGGUGCUCAUCCGGCCCUUCAGCGUCGUGCUGAUGGUUGGUGGCAUCUUCAUGGCCUACCAGAUGGGGGCGUCCAUCCUGGCCAACGUGCAGCCCCAGAUCGUGGCUGUCGGGGUGACGGUGCCUUUGCUGGGCCUGCUGGUCGGCGCCGGCCUCGCCAGAACCGCCGGCUUGGCUCUGCCGCAGAUGAAAACCGUGAGCAUCGAGGUGGGCGUCCAGAACAGCCUGCUGGCACUGGCCGUCAUGCAGCUGUCCUUCCGGCGAGUGGAGGCGGACUUUGCGUCCCAGGCGCCCUUCAUCGUGGCGCUCAGCAGCACCUCGGAGAUGCUCCUCAUCGUCCUGGGCUCCUUCAUCUGGCGGAAGCUCUGCUGUCCUCAGGAGUGACGGCUGAUUGUAGCUGCAGAAUGGACCUUUGGAAACCUGUGGACAUCCGUCUGCCUUCGUGGUGGCUCGGUUCCGGUCCACUCAUCACUGUUGUACAGCGGACUGAUCUUUUCUGCUUCUUUUAAUGUCGUUUUUGGUAUUUUAUUUUAUUUUUUCAUGGAAACCAAAGGCCUUUUACCCCUGAGAGUUUUGUGUGUUGCUCCUUUUUCAGAUCAGAUUCUACUGUGAGCUUCUUCAUGCUGAUAUUCCUCUGAAGACAGAACUUAUUUUUCUACAAGACGGAUUUUUGUAUUUCUGAAAUCAGACUGAAAAUGUAUCAUGUUUACAAGUGAUCUACGUGUCUUAGCCUGCCAGGGGAACAUGGCUGCUUCAAGAGGAACACCCUUCAAGGAUCAUGAUGAUGUGAUUAUUUCCUUCAGAAAGUAUUUGCCACUGAUUGUGUCCUGGAUAUUUCACAUCCAUGUACUUGAAUAUUUGAAAAUGAAGAAUAAAGUCCUUGUGAGAGCUUUAA
Molecule: messenger RNA, 2419 nt
Organism: Gambusia affinis (western mosquitofish)
Lineage: Eukaryota; Metazoa; Chordata; Actinopteri; Cyprinodontiformes; Poeciliidae
Gene: slc10a3
Product: solute carrier family 10 member 3
Exons: 1
Coding region: 544-1908 (454 amino acids)
Biological process (GO): bile acid and bile salt transport
Cellular component (GO): membrane
Molecular function (GO): bile acid:sodium symporter activity
Source: RefSeq, a predicted model, not a curated record